CAUAACCAGCUCGGAGAUUACGAUCAAUGACAAAGUUGUACAUAAGCCAGACCAAAACUCAACCAGAACCAAACAAACAUCAUCAUCAUCAAAAAAAGAGAAAUUGGAAAUUGAUUGAUAAUGGCCGAAUCACAAUCGACCAUCCAGAAGAAGAUGUCCUCCCUCUCAUCCCUCUCCAUCCGCCACAAGCAAUCCAGCAUCCUAAACAACAACAACAACAGUCAACAGCCCAACCCACCCAACAACAGUGGCAGCGCAAGUGCCCAUCAACACCGCCCGUCGAUCAGCAGUGUGUCCCAAUUGCUGCCCUCGAACGGCUCCACCUACGCCCGCUCGAUCGCCGAAGAAGACUGCUCGAUGGUCUACGAACCCUCGUCGACUGGUCAUUCCAUCCUCAAUCCUUCCGUCACCACUCCUCCCAAUAACAACAACAACAAUAAUAAUAAUAAUAGUAAUAGUAAUAGUAAUAAUAAUACGAAUACUUCCUCCUCGGCCGGCUCCACUACUCAUCCAACAAACACCGUCGAAUCCCUCCUCACCCUCGCCCAUAAACGCAUCACCACCCUCGUCUAUCUCAAGAAAGUCCAUCAGGGUAAGGUCCAUUGGUUUAAUACUAUCCUGCUCUCCAGACCCGAGCUCGAGAAAUGGUUCGAUCAUCAUCGGAUGAUCACCAGGACGACGAAAUUCGCCAUCUUGGGAAUGUCCUUGUCUUCCUUACUCGACAUCAACAACCUGCAGGACUUCUUGAAGGCGAUGAUCAAUCUGUUGCACGAAUUCGAGUCGAUCCCCAACGAUAAUUUCAAGCCCAAGAUCACCAGUCUAUCCAGAGGGAUCUUUAAGCAGUCAUCCAAGUCCGCCCGGAAGUCGGCUGGAGGAGCAGGCACGGACUAUUCGAUAACGCUACAAGACUCCGGCGACCCGUCGUUCAUAUACACGCCCAACAUCCCAUUCGAUUUAGAUUAUUUCGAGGUAUGGAUCACGUUAAGUGAUAUGCUGGUAGAAGUGUACCAAAAGAUGAUCAAGUUCAUCUCCAGCAGCAGUCCCACCACCCCAGCAGGAACGGCCACCGGAACCACCUCGAGCAGCACCACACCAUCCACAUCCGCGUCCACAUCCGGCUCAACGAGCACCGGCACCACACUGACAACAAGCACGAGCAACCCCACUUCAGGUUCGCUCAGCGCUACCAUCGCCGGCUCCUCCGCACCCACUCAUCCUCACUCAGUCCUUCCUACUCCUCCAACAACUACUACAACAACUGCAGCAACAACGGCAGCAACUGCGUCUCAGCUCGGAUCGGUCCCCAUCCAUGUACCCGUCCCGCCGACCCGCUCGUCGUCUAAUUACUCGAUCGUCAGCGUCCAUCACACGUAUCUCAACAGCUCACAUAUCGAACUCAUCUCGCGAAUCGACUCUAAACUUAAAAAAUUGAUUGUGACCUUAACGAAGGAGAUUGAUGGGAUGGCCCGGGCGGCGAUUCGAGAAGAGCUAGCCCACCUGGACCCGAUGUUACUAUCCGCGACGACCACCGCCGCUGCCUCGACCUCUUCCUCCUCCUCGUCUUCUUCGCCGACCCCUCCUGCUGCUGCUGCUGCAUCUCUUCACCACCACCAUCACCAUCAUCAUCAUCAUCAUCAUCCGUCGACCUCUUCCUCCACGAAUACUAACCAUCUCAGUCUUAAUCUCCAUCAUCCUAACCAUUCCUCGUCCGCCUCGUUUACUCUUAAUGACUUCAAUCACACUCAUGAGUGGGAUUAACCUUCCCGCUUCUCUCUCAUCCAAACUCUGUCAUUCUCUUUCUCUCGUUUCUGGCAUCAGUAGUAAGUUGAGGAGAAUAUACAUAUACACAUGUCCCCGGAAAAAAGUACAUAUGUCGAGAACCCCCGAGCGGUUUGUGUUCGGAUGUUUAUAGUAGUAUGUGCACCGAUCCGUGCAUAGAUGCUCAGUCCGAGCGGGGCUCUAGGCUCCCGUCUUAUCUCCACACCCGUCUCCGCUUGUUGUACAUCUUCUUCUACUUCUUCACCCUAUUUAUAUGUAUGUAUGUUCGUCACCGACAUUCGUGGGGAUCGAUGAUCGGGCCGCUUCUUCAUCCGCUCAGAUCUCUGGCCAUUCUCGCGGCCUACAUUCUUCCAUAAUCCCAAUGCAAUCAUGAUGAGGCCUCCAUGAAUAGAGUCCUUACAAUCA
This is a messenger RNA of Puccinia graminis f. sp. tritici CRL 75-36-700-3, 2184 nucleotides long. RefSeq lists its product as uncharacterized. NCBI's taxonomy places the organism in Eukaryota, Fungi, Basidiomycota, Pucciniomycetes, Pucciniales, Pucciniaceae. The record is from RefSeq and is a predicted model, not a curated record. The transcript has 5 exons. The coding region runs from base 121 to 1758 and encodes 545 amino acids.